CUUCUAAUAUGUGCCACGGUCCCAAAAAGAGCAAAGGGGCCUCGUUCUCUCCCUUCCUUUCCGGCUGCACCUAGCUGACUGAGUACUGGUCCUGACGUAUAUAAGGAUGAGGAAGGAGAGAGAUAACAAUCCCUCCCAGCCAACCGAGACAGUACCACCGCGCGCUCCUCUUAAAAAUCCUUCCUCCUUCAACUGUUUCACUCACUCAUUGUCCCCUUCUCCUAUCCAAACCUUUAUAAUGGGCAUCGAGAUAACCACCCUCGUCAAAGGCGACGGCAUUAACUAUCCCAAGAGAGGGGAUACUAUCAUGAUGCACUACGUCGGCACCGUCGACGGCAAAGAGUUCGACAAUUCUCGCUCGCGACAACGACCACUCGUUACAAAAAUAGGUGUAGGUGCCGUGAUAAAAGGUUGGGAUGAAGGCAUACCCCGCCUCUCAGUAGGCGAACGCGCUCUUCUUGUCACCUCCCCUGAUUUUGCAUAUGGCGAGAAGGGGUUUCCACCAACUAUUCCCCCAAAUUCAACACUUCGGUUCGACGUCGAGCUUAUCAAAAUCAACUGAACCUGUUAAUUUCUCUUGGGUCUGAAAGGUUCUUGUUCUGGAUUGAAACAAAAUACCCAUCACUCCAUUGACCAAGUAGCCAACUCUUCUCACUAAUAUUCGUCGGGUCUUGGAAUGUCGCUGUCUCCUCUUCUCAUCAUCAUUAUUUCUUUUCUUUCGCAUAGAGUUCUUUUUUUUGGGGGGGUGGGGGCUACAACCGCUCUCUCCAAUUUUAACAUCCAUUUUGGGUUGAGUCAUUCGC
Cantharellus anzutake is the source of this 803-nucleotide messenger RNA. RefSeq lists its product as uncharacterized. Gene Ontology annotation, molecular function: peptidyl-prolyl cis-trans isomerase activity. Lineage: Eukaryota; Fungi; Basidiomycota; Agaricomycetes; Cantharellales; Hydnaceae. The transcript is spliced from 6 exons. The record is from RefSeq and is a predicted model, not a curated record. The coding region runs from base 107 to 562 and encodes 151 amino acids.